Messenger RNA from Contarinia nasturtii (swede midge), 868 nucleotides. RefSeq lists its product as uncharacterized. The transcript is spliced from 2 exons. The record is from RefSeq and is a predicted model, not a curated record. Lineage: Eukaryota; Metazoa; Arthropoda; Insecta; Diptera; Cecidomyiidae. Bases 62 to 706 code for a protein of 214 amino acids.
AUAAAUAGAGAUCAGUCCGUGGUAAUGUCGUUAUUAUUGUUUUUUACAGUUUUAAAGCAACAUGAUACAGGUUUUCUGUUUGGUUGUCACUUUUACAAGUGCCAUUAAUUUGGUGCUAAGUGAAGAGCCAACGAUGUUUCGUAAGAAUUCGAAUUCGACUAAAGAAUUAGAAGCCAUCAAGGUUGCGAAAAUUAGACUCGAUAAUGAAAUCCAAACUGCCAUCAAUAAUCAUCCCGGGAUCAAAUUAUUGGAAUCCAUACAGCAAGACUUUAUAUCCAAUUUUCACCCAGUAUUACGUGAUUUGGAGCUCUUGUUUGACGGUUAUAAGACUUGUACUUUUUUGGUUGACCUAACUUACGAAGAUUACUUGCAAAAAGUCACUGAGAGAGAGGAUAAAGCACAACUUGACCAAUUUCAAAAAAUGAUCAAUAAAUGGGAAGGAAAGUUUUUAGUGAACUACAUGAUUCAAUCGAAUAUAAUGUUUGCACGUAAAAAGAUGGACGAACUUCUGGAUGAAAAAGGCAUUUUACAUUCAAUCAUAAAUGAAGCGAUUGCGUAUGGAAAUGUGGAUAAAAAUGGAGCUGCUUGGAUAUCCGCUAAAAAUCAGGCUCAUGAAUUUUCCUAUAAUAUGUUAAAACAUACACCGAAAAAACCAUGCUUGGUUGUCCUAAAUGAAUUUAAAACUGACUUGAAAAAGUUUGACUGAUAUGGUUAUUCCUUUUUUUCUGUUUGUACACGUGUAUGAAAAAUAAUAUCAUCUCAAUUAGUCAGUAAGAUAAGCAAUAAAUACUGAAAUGUUUUUUGAUUCUCACAAGAAGUUGCGUCGAGCUCAUAUAUGAAUAAAGGUGAUACAUUUACAAAUUUCGCA